This is a messenger RNA of Lineus longissimus, 3804 nucleotides long. RefSeq lists its product as uncharacterized. The transcript is spliced from 8 exons. The record is from RefSeq and is a predicted model, not a curated record. NCBI's taxonomy places the organism in Eukaryota, Metazoa, Nemertea, Pilidiophora, Heteronemertea, Lineidae. The coding region runs from base 106 to 1308 and encodes 400 amino acids.
UUCAAAGAGAUAAACAUGGAAGUGAAAUCCGAAUAGUUUCACAAUUUUUCCCGAAUAAUCGCCUUCUAAACCCUUGAUAGCAAGUUUGUUAAAGUGUUUGUGAUAAUGAAGUUGGACACAGUAUUUGUCCUUAUCGCAUUGGUGCUUGUUUGCACUGUUCUCUCCACGUGCCAUGGAUCCCCGACGGCUGAGUGUCUCAAGCUAGAGCAGAUGGCGAGACAGGCGUCCCAGCGCCAAAUCCCUGGGUUCAAGAUGUAUUGCCAAAAGAACAAGGCUUGUACAGGAAUAGAUUGCAACGGAAACAUCAAUAUGCCAACAUACAAAAUCCAGACAGAGUUCUGUUUCGGCUUCGAGAUCCAGAACUGCAUGAAACCGACCAAAGUGGACUUCUACACGUACCUACCGUCACUCAACAAAUCAUUUGAGGAGCGCCUCGGUAACAGUGAACGACGGAAAAUACCAGGUGCAUCCAUCGACAUUGGUAUUGGUACUAUUGACCCGUUUGCCAACAUUACACUGAUAGACAAACCAAACAAUAAGAUACUAUUUGGGGUCGGUCUAGCCCUCCGUGUGACAUACUUGUUUGACCGACAAGGUCACUGGCCGCGGAACCUACAGUACACGUUAAUCCCCCCCACAGAGAUCCCUGUUGCGCCGUGUAAGACACCGUCAACCACCAUGGCGCCACCUCUUGACAAUAAAUGCAUCACACGUGGACCACAGACGACAACUUGGCCAGGUAUCAAAACAACCUCGCGCCCAUCAAGGCCACCGCUCUCACCAGAACCGUUCAGUUCACCUCUGCCAGCCAAACCUACAGUUCGGCCGAGUAAGGGCACUAAACCCACAAGUAGGCCGUCUGUCGCACCCAUCCCAGUUACGACACCCAAACAUACCGGUCCAAGGCCACAGCCAUCACCGACGUUCGGUAAAAAAUGCGACCCAUAUAACUUACAGUCUUGUGGCGCAAAUGAAAAAUGUCCCGUAGACAGCAAGGACCCUAGAUGCCAGUGUGCCAGCCUGAAGACUUAUGACAAAUGGUCUGGACAUUGUGUUGGUGCGAGUCCAGUGCCACACCCUACCAAGCAUUCCGUCCUCCCUACGAAGGCCGCCAUGAAGAAGAGUAUAACCGUUACAGACGACAGUAGCAACCACAAAACUAUAGUGAUCGCAGCGUGUUCGACUGCUGGCUUCCUGCUGGUGGCUGCCAUUGCCAUCACCACAAUCAUCAUAAUCAGGAAGAAGCGAGCACGUUACGCUGACCACGACAUCCUGUUACAGAAUGACGACUCGGAGGUGAACAUCUAGACAAAGGUCAAGGUCGUUCUUGAUACCGUACUGGGACACUUCGGCAUCAUUAUUUUUUGGCAAAACUGCAGGUCGCUUUGUUUCGGCAAUAUUGCUUACUUGACAUAUCCUAGUUUAUCGUAUGAGGCUGGUUGGUUUAGUCUUGCACAACGUCGGUUAUACGAGUUUAGCCUGUGCAAGAUUGAAACCAUACUUUCAACAUUUUGCGUUAGAGGCCUUCUGCCAUUGUUUUAUGUGCAUAGCAAAUGAAAGUGACUUACAGGUUUUUCAAUUCCUUGCCAUGGUUGUGAUAUUUUCAUCACGAAGGUACACAGCUGAGAUAUUUACCCAGAGUUCAUUUGAAUCUCAGCCAUUGUUGUGAUGUAUUUUCUUGAUUGAUAUUGGUCAGCAAGGUUUUCUGAACGGAUGUAAAUUUGACAACAAAUCGGGUGCAAAAAUUAACCACAAACAUGUUGCCCCAGAAUGUUUGAGAUCUUCUGCAUCUCAACACACAGAAGAUUUCUGUGGGCAGGCUUUUUCUGGGACACACUGUAAAGUAGUUAGCUACUUUAGAUCUUUGUGUAAAUAGUAAUAAGAGAGUGUACAUUAUGUAUCAUACAUGCAGUCCAAAGGUUCUUUUAUAACAAACCAAGUUUGAAAUUUGAAAACCACUGAUUUUCGAACUUUGCCUGUGAUAACAAAACCUCUGGAGAAAACCAAUCUUAUGAACCUCUUUGGGUCCAUGUAUAUCAUGUUUUAAUAUCACUUUAAGACUAUAACUUGUGAUGCACCACUAUGCUGUAACUAGGAGUUGGGUCAGAACACCCGAAAAAAAUAAUUUUGCCAAUAUGCGGAGCAUGAUGUUGAUAUUAUCUGCCCACGGUGUCUGUGUCAUUUUUUUCAUCAAUUCUCACAUUUUUAAUAAAAAUUCCAACAUUUUCCGUCCAUCCUUGUAGUGUGUAUAUAAAAAACAUUAAUUUGGUCUGCAUCCUAGAAAAUCUGUUGCCAGCUUGCUGAGAAUUGGGCGGGCGUUCCAUCCUGCUGAGAUGGUCGUUCCUGAGAAAGCAGAAAGUGUGUCAGUAAUGUUGGAAAAACUGUUUUGUUGGAAUCUUCCAACUAAAUAACAUAGUGUUCUUUUGGUAAUAAGGAUCUGACUACAACGUUAAUGGCAUAUGAUGUCCAGGUGUUUGAGUUCGCUAACGGACACAUGUUAUUUUAGUCAAUUAAUCAAUGAGUGCACAUGUUGAGUGUUUUUCUUGUGAUGCACCCUGUUUCCCAGGCCUCUUCCAGGUACCACUGAUAGAGUGGAACGACUGAUGUCAGUAACAACAAUGACCCCAUAAGUCAGCCAUUUUGUUUGCCCACAGCCUCCACAAGGGGGCACUGACUAAGAAAGAGGUGAAUUGAAGCCUGUUUCUUGUACUUCCUCUCAGUGAUUUGAGCGGGGCUCUUACAGCUUAUGCAAAUAGCAAUUUCCACUUUGAAUUAAUGUGUUCAGAUAUGAUAGUAUAAGGUUUGUUUAUGUUUGCUAGGUAAGAUAGUUGUUUGUUUUUUAGUUUGAAGAGUUCGUGUUAAGAGGUAUCCUUGCUAUUAUUUCCAAAGAGGUGACACUUCCAUGGGCAACUUUGGAAAUGUAUUUCAGUUCAAAAGCUUUUCGAAUUCAAUGUUUGCUUCUAGCAGCACAUACCUCACCCCUUGGCUGCCUUUAGGUCUAGUGGAGAUACUGUAAACACCUUUAUCUUUGUGACCCUAAAUGUUCAUGAAAACAUCCAUUUCUGAUUUUGCUUCCAUUUGUUCCGUGAAUGGGUGAAUUCCCCAAAAAAUAAAACCAUUAGUUAAACAUUUUCUUGCCUCUCAAGUUCUCCACUGUACAACUUCUCACAAACAAACAAGGCUUGCGAAAAAAGGGGUUUACAGUUAGCGUAGCUUUAGCAAAAUUGAUUGCUGUAUUUCAUACUAACUAUACAUGUACAUGCUUUUACUUGUGCCAUUCCAUGUUUGGAGUUCAUGAGGUGUCCACCAGGUGUCCAACACGAAGGUGCAUUUCCACGGUGACCACACUCUGAUAUAUCAGGUGAUUGAGUGUGCAGCGGUUACAAUGCAGGUUCCCACUCUCCAGUAAUACAAAAAGGAAUUGCAUCCACCAUAGCUUCUAUAGGGUGUCACGAAAGAUAACUUUUUACAUUGGGCCUAAAACGAGAGUUUGGAAGAAUCUUCCCGGUUGUGUUCCCGAGAUGAAAACGAGGAAAAAGGAAAUCGUUGACAUAAAUAAAGUAUUUUAGGAUAAACUUGUUACUGGUUGCUCAGUGAUGAUAACGGAGCGCAUCGGAUUUUUGGAUUGAUAAAAAAAUGUGGUUUUCAAAUGUAUUUUCAAACAUUUUGGCUGUGUGAUAGGGGAGCAUGAAUCAAGCCAUUACUCAUCAGCAGUGUUGUCUGAUUGUUGAAACAGCUGUCGGUAAUUCCAAACAAUGUAUAUAGAUGCUUUAUAAAAUAAAGGUAACUCCACUAUUUAUUAUA